Molecule: messenger RNA, 888 nt
Organism: Closterium sp. NIES-65
Lineage: Eukaryota; Viridiplantae; Streptophyta; Zygnematophyceae; Desmidiales; Closteriaceae
Source: the annotation of a GenBank genome assembly
AUGGCUAGCAAGUCAAAGAUCGACCUUACACCAUCCAGCGUGCUCUCUAGCAGAUACACGCUCGGGGAAUUCCUAGGCGAGGGUCAGUACGGUACAGUGUGGCGCUGCGAGGAGCGCGCGACGGGCGAGCAUUUCGCUCUUAAGUACAUCGACCUCACCAAGUGCAGCAGCAGGGCCCGCCUCGCAGCUCUCGGCGAAGUCGAAAUCCUCCAAAAGAUACGCGAUUCUGGCUUCUCCGAUAGUGUCGUAUCACUCAAGGACGUAUACGGGGACAAAGAUUCACUUUAUCUUGUAAUGGAACUGUGCACUGGCGGGGAUCUUCUCGAGCUCAUCCAGAAGCGGCCCGGCGCGCUACUUAGCGAGGCGGAAUCGCGCCACGUGUUCACCUCCGUAGCGCGCGCCGUGAAGCAGUGCCACGCCAGCAGCAUUUUCCACCGCGACAUUAAACCAGAGAACAUUCUCCUCUGCCCGAUUCAGAAAGCCAACGCCUCCAGCGCCGCCGCCGUCGCCGCCGCCAGUGACGACGUGUCGUUUGCUUACACCGCGAAGCUCGCAGAUUUCGGGCUCGCUGUGGACGUGCCGUGGUGGCAGCAGAUUCGCGGGUAUGCCGGCAGCAAGCCGUAUGAGGCUCCCGAGGUGAUGGCGGGGGUUGCGUACGACGAAUCCGCGGAUAUCUGGAGCCUUGGAGUGACUCUCUACGCGAUGCUUUCGGGAAAGUGGCCGCUGUUCAGGGGCGGGAAGCGGGUCCUCGACGAGAAGGUGGAUUUCGCAUCGAACGACUGGAAGAAGGUGUCGGGUGAUGCGAAAGAUCUCAUCCGUCGGAUGUUACGCGUGGAUGUGAACGAACGGUUCACAAUUGACGAGGUUCUGGCGCAUCCGUGGGUGUAG